AUGUCCGGCGAAAAGCGAGCGGCGUCUUCGUCCUUUGGAGGGAGCACACAAAUGGUCAAGAGACAGAAAUCAGAUGCAGACCUCAAUGGCGGCGCAUUGACAAGGACCAAUGGCGGCAGCAGCGCACUCAUACAAGGGUCCUACUCUAAUGCAUCUAACCUACAAUCUCCCGUCAUGCAACUCACAGGGCACACGGCCGAAGUCUUCUGCGGCCGCUUCUCCCCGGACGGUGCACAUAUCGCCUCCGGUAGCAUGGACCGGUCGAUCCUUCUCUGGAACACAACCGGUGACUGCGCCAACUACGGCCUCCUCUCAGGCCACAAAUCCGCCAUCCUCGACCUGCACUGGUCGCGCGACAGUCAAGUCAUCUAUUCCGCCUCCGCCGAUAAAACAGUCGCAUCCUUCAACGUGGAAACAGGCGAGCGGAUACGGAAACACGUCGGACAUGAAGAGGUGAUCAACUGCCUCGACGUGUCCCGUCGCGGCGAGGAGUUUCUCGUCAGCGGAAGCGACGACGGAAGUAUAUCAAUCUGGGACCCUCGCGCCAAAGCCGCGAUUGAAUACAUCGAGACGCAAUACCCGGUGACCGCAAUCGCGCUGUCAGAAGCAGGGAACGAGUGCUACUCGGGAAGUAUAGACAACGACAUCCAAGUGUGGGAUCUGCGGAUGAAGAAAGUCCAAUAUACCUUGACCGGGCACGUGGACACCAUCACUUCCCUCGCCGUGUCGCCCGACGGUCAAGAAUUGUUGAGUUACGCCCUCGACUCGACGGUGCGGACGUGGGAUGUGCGGCCGUUUGCGCCGAAGGAGCGAGGGGUGAGGGUGUUUGAUGGAGCGAAUGUGGGGUUGGAGAAGAAUUUGGUAAGGGCGAGUUGGGACGCGGAGGGGAAGAGGAUAGCUGCGGGAGGUGGAGAUGGAAGCGCGACGGUUUGGGAGAGUAAGACGGGCAAGAUGCUACAUAAGUUGCCUGGGCAUAAGGGGACGGUGAAUGAUGUGAGGAUAUCACCGGAUGGGUCGAUGGUGCUGAGUGCUAGUACGGAUCGGUCGUUGUUGCUGGGAGAGCUGCCGCGGUAG
Messenger RNA from Zymoseptoria tritici IPO323, 1074 nucleotides. RefSeq lists its product as uncharacterized. Gene Ontology annotation, cellular component: catalytic step 2 spliceosome. Gene Ontology annotation, molecular function: RNA binding; protein binding. The record is from RefSeq and is a predicted model, not a curated record. NCBI's taxonomy places the organism in Eukaryota, Fungi, Ascomycota, Dothideomycetes, Mycosphaerellales, Mycosphaerellaceae. The coding region runs from base 1 to 1074 and encodes 357 amino acids. The transcript has 2 exons.